UACGCCAUGGGAGUCCGACAUCUGCAAACGUUUAUGGAUAGGAAGGUGGCGCACGGUACUUACAACGUACGAAUGGAACGGGAAAUUCGGAAUGCGAAGCAAACACCGGAAGCUCCCCCACUGGUAGUGAUCGACUUGAUGGCAAUGUACAAUUUGUUUUGUAGCGAUGUGCGCGGCCUGUUGUGUGGUAGCCAAUACAGACGGGUGGAACGGACAGCCAAUGAAUUCUUCCAGCGUCUAACCGAUGCCGGUGCCGAGCUGGUAUUUUUCUACGAUGGUAAAUUGCAGGUAAACAAGUACGAAACAUGGACGACCCGGCAGAAUGAAAAGUACUACCGGAUGCUCGAUAUUGUGGAUGCGAUCAAUGCACGUAUGCCGCUCGAAAAGGUAGCGGCACAGUUUGAACAUAACAUGCCGUCCAACACUUGUCUUAAGCUACGGCGUGUGGCCAGACGGCACGGUAAGGUUUUCAUCGUGACGGACAAGGAGUGUGAUCAGGCGCUGGCAAUGUACGCCACUAAGCAUGGUGCACUGGCCGUCAUUACGCACGAUACGGAUUUUCUUAUCUUUGAGGGUAAGUGGCAGCUGUGGCACGCGAACCGUAUCAAUGUAGAGACGCUGGUCACUCAAGCCUUCAACCGACAGGCGCUGCUGCGUACGCUCGGUCUGCAAUGGCAGCAGCUGGCGGUGUGGGCAACGUUGGCCGGUACGGAUUUCUUCAAGUAUGACGAGCUGGAACCAUUCCUGAACGAUCUCGGUCCGCAUCAUCGCAAGUUCUACAAGCUGGCCGAUUAUGUGCGCUCCCUAGCGAUCACAAAAGAGCUGGAAGCAACCACAAUAAAUGGCAUACUGGGGCGGGUGUACAAGAACCGACACAUGCCAACGGAAGCGUUCGAAUGGUUUCGGCAAAGUGUAGCAUUCUAUCAAAUCGAUCCAACGACAUCCGAUACGUCAGCAGCCGAAAAUCCGUUCGACUUUUUGCUGGAGGUGGAACAAUGCUUUGCCCACACCGUACUAACCGGAUCUCCGUUCAACUGUACGCUCUUCUUCUUUGACUAUCGUUCGAACGAAUUUGGAAAUUAUUACGCGAUCAUCGAGCCAAUGAUUGCCCGUAUUGGGGGAAUCCUGCUGUAUCAUUAUUCGAACGAACGGAACCACAUGACGGUGGUGGUCAAGCGUAACCACGAAGAAUCGCAUACGUUCGUUACCCUACCGGUAACGUUCCCGUACGAUUUUGAACCACCCGAGGUUAAGGAUUUGGUGUCAAAAGACGCAAACCUACUGUCCUCGCUACUGCAACGCAAACUGCAGCUGUUGCGCUGGGUUGUUUCGGAAGAUUUGUACGAGCAGCAACAAUUUAACGACAUUCCACCGGCACUUCUGCUAACCGUACUGACCCUGUACCGUUUGCGUCAAACUGGUGCGGUACACAUGUUCGAGGCCGAUUUACUUCUCCUGAUCGCGCAUCAGGAUACGCACAAGUUGUUCGAUCCGGUAGCGGAACCGUACCCGCAGCGUUUGAUUUCGCGUGCCUUCCGAUUAGGGUUUCUGUUUCAGAAAGUGUACACCCACUUGGCACGGUUUGCGAAAGCAGUUGGACUGUCGCAAGCGUAUCGCCCUGCGGCACCGUACGAUGGGCUUCGGUUUCACAAUAUGUACCGAGUGUGGACCAGCAUGCGGGUAGAACCGCACCACAUUGAACCGAUUGCGGAAUGGCGUUUGUACCAAAGUGCAAGACGUUAG
Anopheles maculipalpis is the source of this 1743-nucleotide messenger RNA. RefSeq lists its product as uncharacterized. The transcript is spliced from 3 exons. The coding region runs from base 7 to 1743 and encodes 578 amino acids. Gene Ontology annotation, cellular component: nucleus. Lineage: Eukaryota; Metazoa; Arthropoda; Insecta; Diptera; Culicidae. The record is from RefSeq and is a predicted model, not a curated record.